Molecule: messenger RNA, 3066 nt
Organism: Chrysochloris asiatica (Cape golden mole)
Lineage: Eukaryota; Metazoa; Chordata; Mammalia; Afrosoricida; Chrysochloridae
Gene: GRIN3B
Product: glutamate receptor, ionotropic, N-methyl-D-aspartate 3B
Exons: 9
Coding region: 1-3066 (1021 amino acids)
Biological process (GO): modulation of chemical synaptic transmission; synaptic transmission, glutamatergic; ionotropic glutamate receptor signaling pathway
Cellular component (GO): postsynaptic membrane; plasma membrane
Molecular function (GO): NMDA glutamate receptor activity; transmitter-gated monoatomic ion channel activity involved in regulation of postsynaptic membrane potential
Source: RefSeq, a predicted model, not a curated record
AUGGAGUUUGUGCGUCGCGCGCUGUGGCUGGGCCUGGCGCUGGCUCUGUGGCCCUGCCCUGCCCGCAGCCACCCGCAGCCGUGUGGCGAGCUGGCGCGCUUGGGGGGCUCGCUGCGCCUGGGAGCCUUCCUUCCCCGCGCGCCCGCCGCCCGCGCCCGCGCCCGCGCAGCCCUAGCCGGGGUGGCUCGGAUGCCGCCGUGGCUGCCGCACAACCUGAGCCUGGAGUUGGUGGCCGCCGCGCCCCCAGCCCGCGACCCCGCGUCGCUAGCCCGAGGCCUGUGCCGGGCACUGGCCGCGCCGGGCGUGGCUGCGCUCCUAGCUUUUCCAGAGGCGCGGCCCGAGUUCCUGCAGCUGCACUUCCUGGCCACCGCCACCGAGACCCCGGUGCUCAGCCUGGUGCGACGGGAAGCGCGCGCGCCCCUCGGGGCUCCGAGUCCCUUCCACCUGCAGCUGGACUGGGCUAGCCCCUUGGAGACCCUGGUAGAUGUGCUGGUAGACUUGCUUCAGGCGCACGCGUGGGAGGACGUCGGUCUGGUGCUCUGCCGCGUCCGGGACCCUGGUGGCCUGGUGGCCCUCUGGACACGCCGGGCUGGCCGAGCCCCACAGCUCGUGCUGGAUCUGAGUCGGCCGGACACUGGUGACGCAGGGCUGCACGUGCGCCUGGCUCCGCUAGGGGCGCUGUCAGGGGCCGAGGCCCCGGUGCGCGCGGCGGUUCUCCUGGGCUGCGACGCAGCCCACGCCCAGCAAGUGCUGGCGGCCGUACCCUCCGGGCCUCGAUGGCUUUUGGGCACGCCGCUGCCCGCCGAAGCGCUGCCUACCCAGGACCUGCCGCCCGGGUUACUGGCGUUGGGUGAGGUGGACCGGCCCCCACUGGAGGCCGCCAUCCAGGACGCAGUGGAGUUGGUGGCGAGGGCGCUGGGCAACGUGGCCCUCGUACAGCCAGAGCGCGCCCUCCUCCCCACCGUGGUCAACUGCACCGAGCUGCGACCAGCCGGGCCUGAGUCCUCUGGCCGUUUCCUGGCUCGGUUCCUGGCCAACACGUCUUUCCAGGGCCUCACGGGGCCAGUGUGGGUGACAAGCGCAUCCCAGGUACACAUCUCCCGCAGCUUCAAAGUGUGGAGCCUCCGCCAAGACCCGUUGGGCGCCCCUGCGUGGGCCACACUGGGCAGGUGGCACGACGGGCGGCUGGAGCUGGAACCGGGGGGCGCAUCCCUGAGGCCCCUCCAACCACCCGGCGCGCAGACCCGGCAGAAGCUGCGUGUAGUGACGUUGGUGGAACACCCGUUUGUGUUUGCCCGCGAGGUGGACGAGGACGGUCAGUGCCCAGCGGGCCAGCUGUGCCUGGAGCCUGGCACCAACGAUUCGGCCGCACUGGACGCGCUGUUCGCCGCGCUGGCCAACGGCUCGGUGCCCCGCGCCCUGCGCAAGUGCUGCUACGGCUACUGCAUCGACCUGCUGGAGCGGCUGGCGGAGGACGCCCCCUUUGACUUCGAGCUGUACAUAGUGGGCGACGGCAAAUACGGGGCCCUACGUGACGGCCGCUGGACAGGCCUGGUGGGCGACCUGCUGGCCGGCACAGCUCACAUGGCAGUCACCAGUUUCAGCAUCAACUCGGCCCGCUCCCGCGUGGUGGACUUCACCAGCCCCUUCUUCUCCACCAGCUUGGGCAUCCUGGUGCGCACGCGCGACACUGCCUCGCCCAUUGGUGCCUUCAUGUGGCCGCUGCACUGGUCCAUGUGGAUGGGCGUGUUCGCGGCGCUGCACCUCACCGCACUCUUCCUUACGUUGUACGAGUGGCGCAGCCCCUACGGCCUCACACCCCGUGGCCGGAACCGUGGUACCGUCUUCUCCUACUCCUCAGCCCUCAAUCUCUGCUACGCCAUUCUCUUCGGGCGGACCGUGUCCAGCAAGACCCCCAAGUGCCCCACUGGGCGUUUCCUCAUGAACCUGUGGGCCAUCUUCUGCCUUUUAGUACUGUCCAGCUACACUGCCAACCUGGCCGCCGUCAUGGUUGGGGACAAGACCUUCGAGGAGCUGUCGGGGAUCCAUGAUCCCAAGCUGCACCGCCCGCCGCCAGGCUUCCACGUGGGGACCGUGCGGGAGAGCAGCGCCGAAGCCUAUAUCAAGAAGAGCUUUCCUGAAAUGCACGCUCACAUGCGCCGCCACGGAGCGCCCACCACGCCAGACGGGGUCGCCAUGCUCACGAGCGACCCCCCCACGCUUAACGCCUUCAUCAUGGAUAAGUCCCUUCUAGACUAUGAGGUCUCUAUCGAUGCGGACUGCAAACUGCUGACCGUGGGCAAGCCGUUUGCCAUUGAGGGCUAUGGCAUCGGGCUGCCCCAGAAUUCGCCGCUCACCUCCAACUUGUCAGAGUUCAUCAGUCGCUACAAGUCCUCGGGCUUCAUCGACCUACUGCAUGACAAAUGGUACAAGAUGGUCCCUUGCGGAAAGCGGGUCUUCGCAGUCACAGAGACCCUCCAGAUGGGCAUCUACCACUUCUCAGGCCUGUUCGUGCUCCUGUGCCUGGGCCUAGGCAGCGCCCUGCUCACCUUGGUGGGUGAGCACAUCUUCUACCGCCUGGUGCUACCGCACAUCCGGAGGGCUAACAAGCUGCGCUACUGGCUGCACACAAGCCAGAAAAUCCACCGUGCCCUCAACCCCGAGCCCCCGGAAGGGCAGAGGGAGGAGAAAUCGGAGCCAGAGUCCAGACCCACGGAGCCCCAGGAGCAGGCAGCCUCAGCGGUGGGCCCAGGUGGUUGGAGGCGGGUGCGUCGUGCUGUGAGGACUGAGCACCGCCGCGUACGCUUCCUGGAGCCCGUGGCCGCAGACACUGGACAGUCUGAGGGCCCAGUGUGGCUUUGCUCAAAUGGCGGCGCACCAGGCCUGCCACUUGCUGGUGCCCAAGGCCCCGGUGAGCUGGUAGCCCUGGAGGAGCACAUAGCGAGCAUGCGCGAACGGCUGCGCCAGGCACUGGUGCGGCGUGGAGAGUUGCUGGCAGAGCUGGGCGACAGAGAACGGCAACUACACCUUAGGCAGGGCCGUACCACCCCCACGGCUGCCCCAUGA